Molecule: messenger RNA, 2022 nt
Organism: Fomitopsis serialis
Lineage: Eukaryota; Fungi; Basidiomycota; Agaricomycetes; Polyporales; Fomitopsidaceae
Exons: 3
Coding region: 107-1597 (496 amino acids)
Molecular function (GO): DNA binding
Source: RefSeq, a predicted model, not a curated record
GUCUGCUGCGUGCUCGCGCAGAGUCAGACUGCACUCACCCGCGAGCUCGCCUCGCCCCACACUCCUUUCUUUCUCUCUUCACCGCGCUUUUGCACCACAAGCAACGAUGGUAUUCGGACUGUUCAGCAAGAAACUACCCCCGCCUCCGCCCGCAUCGAUACCGCUUCCCCCCUCGCCAUCGCCGUCCAAGGCAGAGCUUCUGCCGCCCGAGCCUACGAAACAGGCUCAGACACAACUGCGAACGCCAUCGCCGUCGGUGGACUCUGCAUCUAUUGCGCAUGGCCCAGCACAGUCACCGUCGCCCGCUGCCCAAAUGGCGCGGCUCUCAGUCGACGAGCGCAUACGGCAGGGCUCUCCUACGAGACAGGCCGGGCCGAGCACCCUUGUCCAGACGCUAGGACAGCCGGCGUUUGUUCCCCCAGAGGCCACAGUGGACUCCCUCGCGGCACACAUCAAGUCGAUCCCCGCGAAGAUCUUACAUGCAUACGUCCUAUCCCACCUCCCCCAUGCGCCUGAGCUGCUCCUCCCUGCCCUCGCAACGUUUUUCGCUGAACUCGCACCACCGGAGAAGCUGCACUGCGUGCGAUGUCACAAGGACUAUGUCGAGGUCGAGAACGACGAUCGCAGCUGUCUCGUCGCCCAUGACGAUGAGAGCGCAGAGGUCGAACGUGUAGGGCGCGGGGCAAAGACCGGGCGACCCUUGGGUGACCCAGGCACGACAUACGAGACGAUCUGGGGCUGCUGCGGGAAGAUUACAGAAGGCGACGGCGACCAAGGCCCACCGGAUGGGUGGUGUUACGAGGGCAAGCACACAACCGAUAUCAAGCGUGCCCGUUUCCGCGCUGACUCCACGCCGACGAAUGACAAGCUGGUAUCUUGUCUCCGGCGCAACUGCCAUGGCAUCCGCGACCAGCUCCCGCGCGCCUCGCUGCGCAAACGCAGACGGGAAGUGAAUCUCAAGGAAGCCUCCACGGAAGAGGACGAUAUGAGCGAGGGCGACGCGGACAGCGGAGUUGACGAGAUCAUGGGGCGGAGGAUAGACAGGAAGGGUAAGGGCAAGGCGAAGGAGAAGCCGAAGAACGCGAACGAUGAGAAUGAGCAAAUGGACGUGGAUGAUAACGCGAGCCGUGCGGGUAGCGUGCGCGGACGGGGUAGAGGGCGUCCACCGAAAUCCGCGGCAAACACUCCGUCUGGCCCUGGAGCGCCUAAGCGGCGCGGUCGCCCACCCAAGUCCAAGGUGCAGGAAGCGACAGACGUGGAGGGUGCAGAUGCAGACGUCGACGACACCAUGUCGGUGCGCUCAUCUGUAGCACCGGCCGAAGCGCCCAAGCGGAGGGGCAGGAAACCCAAGAGCAAGGCGUAUAUUGAGGACUCGGACGCAGAGAUGCGGGUGGAAGACAGCGAGAUGGAGCGGGCGCGGAAUAGGGAGCGAAAGGAGAAGGGCCCGCGGACUCGCAGUCAAAGUAGAACAAGAGGCGCGGAGGGUAAGUCGAAGACUAAGGCACGAAAGACGCGGGACGAGAAUGUGAACGAGGCGAAAGCUACUGGGGAUGAGGAGGACGAGCUACCGAAGAAGAAACGGAAGACAGCUGCGUGAACGUCUAUGCACGCAAGAACGCCUCGAUUGUUCGCUCCCCGUCUUUGUUUGGUGGUAUCCUGCGUAUGCUAUAUCUCAUCUGACUCAUCUAUAUGUGUAUUUCGCUGCCCCUUGCGUCAGGUGUCUUCAAGCGUAUCGGGCUAAUUUAUCAAGGACUGAUCGUCUAUUGUUAUGACAUGACACCCUUUCCUUCAGAUUGCCGUGUAUCGAUUACGUCCCUUGUUUCCACUGUGUCCUUGGUUUGCGUUGAUCCACUGUUUGGCUUUCUGAACGCUCUUUACCAGUCAUGCUCACUUGCUCUGGCAUGUUGUUCUUUGCUAGUAUACCUUGUGGUAGCGAAACCUGCUGGCAUCCCUACUCGUAGCAUCGAUGCAUCUGAAUCACCAAGGAUCUGGCCCAAGGACUCGGAGGGUCUGUGUCCUUUG